Messenger RNA from Saxophila tyrrhenica, 759 nucleotides. RefSeq lists its product as uncharacterized. The record is from RefSeq and is a predicted model, not a curated record. NCBI's taxonomy places the organism in Eukaryota, Fungi, Ascomycota, Dothideomycetes, Mycosphaerellales, Extremaceae. The coding region runs from base 1 to 759 and encodes 252 amino acids. The transcript has 2 exons.
AUGGCCACAUCAGGCGGAUCAAGCACACCGCCGGUGUCCCUCGCCCUCACCAACAAGACCAUCCUGGGCGGAUCAAGCACGAUGCCGACGGCCCCUGACCUCGCUACCACCGCCGCCACGACUACCACCUCCGACAGCAUGACCGACCAAGCCCAGCAAGACCGUCUCCAGCGAGCGCAUCACAACGCCACCAAGUGCCGCCUCCUGACUCUGCCCCCUGAGCUACGCAACCGCAUCAACGAGGAAGUGAUCGCAAGCAACAAAGAGCCGCAUGUGCGGGUUCCUCAUCAUCCUGGCCAGGCGCCUGAGCACUUCUCCGGCAUGCAGCUCACGCAAGUCUGCCAGAGGAUGUGCAACGACAUCCUACCAAUGCUCUGGGCGCAGCCGAUCGUGUUUGUCCUUCACAAAAAGCGCAUGGAGGGGCAUGCCAGCUGCGAAUAUGAUGCAGCUGCAACUGUAACGCUUGAUUCGGGGUUGUUCGCAAGGGAUCUUUCCAGGCUUUUCAUUAGCUACGCCUCAGUCUCCUUGGACCAACGCCAAACAACGGAGGUGUAUCUCGAGCCAGACACACCGGGGACCCCAAAGAAGCAUAAACACGAAUGCAUGUGCGGUGGUGGAGCAUGGACGACAGCGACAUGUGGGGCAAUGAUACAAGCCGUCAAUGAUUGGAACGCGAAGUUAAGGAGUCGCGACGUCGAAGGAACGGGCCUCACAGAAGAUGUGGUACGCAAGAUGAUUGCGAUGGUCUUGCGGGACUAA